GCCCGUCCCGGAAGCUGAGAAAGCGAAAGUGUCGGUUGAGUCAGUGACGCAGUUUGGAGCCGUUAGUGUCCGUUAGUGCUGUUUAACGUUCAGGUGACACCGACAGCUAUGGAGCUUCUUCCACUCGUGUGUCUCUGGGUCCUGACUCGGUCUGGAACAACGUUUGCUGCUGGAGACGGGUCAAAGAUCAUCACAGUGACGGAAGGAAGUGAUGCAACUUUACCCUGUUCCCUCAGCACCAGACAGAGCAUUGUGGGAGAACGCUUUGAGUGGAGGAAAGAUGGUCAGAAGGAGGUGUUCCUGUAUGAGGGUGUCCUUCUAUCAGGUCAAGAUCCGCAGUUCAGACGUCGUGUCUUAUAUUUUGAAGAAGAACUGAGUCAUGGUGACGCCUCCAUAACCAUCAGAGAUACGAAGGUGGCUGACAGAGGAAACUACACCUGUGAACUUCAAAGUCAAACCUUCCACAUUGAGCUUCGUGUUGGUUCAUCUCCAAAGCCAAACAUCAGGACACUUGGUGAAACAAAGGACGGGACUCUGCUGCAGUGUGAGGUUCUUGGUGCUUUUCCCAAACCUUCUGUACAGUGGAAGGACAGAGCUGGAAACAUCCUUCGUGCUGAAGAACCACAGGUCUCUGAAAGAAGAGGCAGAUACGACAUUAUCCUCCAAACUACUGUGACCAAGACCGACUACUAUCGCUGUGUAGCCACACAGAAGGAAAUCAGCCAUCAGAUUGAUUCUGAGACAUUUGUGUCUGUUCCUGAGACUCCCACUGGAUGGAUUUAUUCCACUUCAGCUCUCGGGACUCUUUUGAGUGGUGCUGUUGUUGGUGGUGAUGGUCCCUUAAAGGACAGAAGUGAUGAAAACAUCGCAGGUUCAGCUCCAGAACCAAAUAUCAGGAAACUUGGUGAAACAAAGGACGGGACUCUGCUGCAGUGUAAGGUUCUUGGUGCUUUUCCCAAACCUUCUGUACAGUGGAAGGACAGAGCUGGAAACAUCCUUCCUGCUGAAGAACCACAGGUCUCUGAAAGAGGAGGCAGAUACGACAUUAUCCUCCAAACUACUGUGACCAAGACCAACUACUAUCUCUGUGUAGCCACACAGGAGGAAAUCAGCCAUCAGAUUUAUUCUGAGAAAUUUGUGUCUGUUCAUGAUGGCGAUUUAAAGGGCAACAACGGAGAAAACACAAAGCCUCACACUGGAUUGAUUCUUGCUGCAGUUCUUUGUUUUGUUGCUGGUGUUUUUACAACUGUGUAAGAACUAAAGGUCGACCAUCAGACGCAGGUUCCCCUCUUAAAGACUCCAAUGGUUAAAGACUCCAACCUGAUCAGGAUCUUUAACUACCUUUACCUGUGCUGUGAAGCCUCUGAAGUGUGUGUGUUGUUGUGUGUCUGUUUAGUGAGAAGCACUUUGAGUCUUAGACCAAGACAGUGAGGACAUUUUGGCUGGUCCUCACUUAUUUCAGGCAGUUUGAGAGUUGACAGCUGGUUUUAAAGUUAAAGUUAGAAUUAGUUUCAGGUUAAGGUUAGGAUUAGGGCUGUGCUUCCACAGAUAGUUGUGAUGGUAGUGAGGUGAAAAGUCAGGUUGUUGUGGUGCUGAAUGUGCAUGUAGCUCAUUCUGCUCUCAUAUGGAAGCAUCACCACGACCACAGUCUGUCCCUGACCUUAACCAGGUGUUUUUAUCCAACAUUCACACCUGAUUGAUGCACUGAUGUUCCAGGUGAGCAGAGGUGUGAAAAUCAAAGUAAAGAUUUAAAAUGGACCAAGUUACAAAGAGACCUGACUGAACCAGGACCA
Molecule: messenger RNA, 1793 nt
Organism: Toxotes jaculatrix (banded archerfish)
Lineage: Eukaryota; Metazoa; Chordata; Actinopteri; Toxotidae
Product: butyrophilin-like protein 1
Exons: 9
Coding region: 109-1254 (381 amino acids)
Biological process (GO): T cell receptor signaling pathway; regulation of cytokine production
Cellular component (GO): external side of plasma membrane
Molecular function (GO): signaling receptor binding
Source: RefSeq, a predicted model, not a curated record